AUGGUGGAAAUCAACGAGGUGAAGGAAGGAGGCCACAGCAGAGAGCACAGAACCGCCACGCACACGCACAUCAAGGGCCUUGGGCUCGACGAGUACGGAGCGGCAAAGAAGAUCGACGGAGGGUUCGUUGGACAGAACGAGGCCAGAGAGGCGUGCGGGAUCAUUGUGGACCUCAUCAAGUCGAAGAAGAUGAGCGGAAAGGCGAUCCUGCUUGCUGGUGGGCCGGGAACGGGAAAAACUGCCCUGGCGCUGGCCAUUUCGCAGGAACUGGGUCCCAAGGUGCCGUUCUGUCCUAUUGUUGGCUCAGAGUUGUUUUCCGCAGAGGUGAAGAAGACAGAGGCGCUGAUGGAGAAUUUCAGAAAGGCCAUUGGCCUGAGGAUCAAAGAGACCAAGGAGGUGUACGAGGGAGAAGUGAUUGAUCUGACUCCAGAAGAGGCUGAGAACCCAUUGGGAGGCUACGGCAAGACCAUCAACCACGUGAUUGUGGGACUGAAAACGUCCAAGGGAACCAAGUCGCUGAAGCUGGACCCAUCUAUUUACGAGUCGAUCCAAAAAGAGCGCGUGAGCAUCGGAGACGUGAUUUACAUCGAGGCAAACACGGGGUCCGUGAAGAGAGUGGGCAGAUCGGACGCGUACGCCACAGAGUUCGACCUGGAGGCCGAGGAGUACGUGCCUUUGCCGAAGGGCGACGUUCACAAGAAAAAGGAGAUUGUCCAGGACGUGACUUUGCACGAUCUGGACAUUGCCAACGCUAGACCACAGGGAGGACAAGACAUUUUGUCCAUGAUGGGGCAACUGCUCAAACCACGCAAGACAGAGAUUACAGAAAAGCUGAGAACAGAAGUCAACAAGGUCGUUUCGAAGUACAUCGACCAGGGUGUCGCCGAGCUGGUUCCUGGUGUGCUGUUCAUUGACGAGGUCAACAUGUUGGACAUCGAGUGCUUUACGUUCUUGAACAGAGCCCUGGAGUCUUCCAUUGCUCCAAUUGUGAUUCUGGCUUCGAACAAGGGAAUGACCACUGUUAGAGGUACAGACGACUACAAAUCACCACACGGCCUGCCUGCCGACCUGAUUGACAGACUGCUCAUUGUCAAGACUUUGCCAUACAACCACGAGGAGAUCAGAACCAUUGUGAUGAAGCGUGCCAAAGUCGAGUCCCUCCUGCUGACGCCUCAGGCCCUGGACAGACUGGCACAAAUCGCCAUGUCCACCUCGCUAAGAUACGUGCUGCAGCUUCUUUCUCCGGCAGGAAUUCUUGCCAAGGUGAAUGGCCGCAGCGAGAUCACCGUUGACGAGAUUGAAGAGUGCCAGGUGCUCUUUUUAGACGCUAGACGCAGCACCAAGGUCUUGGAGGACUCCAAGGGAUAUCUAUAG
Messenger RNA from Ogataea angusta, 1374 nucleotides. RefSeq lists its product as uncharacterized. The transcript has a single exon. Gene Ontology annotation, cellular component: Swr1 complex; NuA4 histone acetyltransferase complex; R2TP complex. The coding region runs from base 1 to 1374 and encodes 457 amino acids. NCBI's taxonomy places the organism in Eukaryota, Fungi, Ascomycota, Pichiomycetes, Pichiales, Pichiaceae. Gene Ontology annotation, biological process: regulation of transcription by RNA polymerase II; box C/D snoRNP assembly; chromatin remodeling. The record is from RefSeq and is a predicted model, not a curated record. Gene Ontology annotation, molecular function: ATP hydrolysis activity; ATP binding; DNA helicase activity.